AUGGAGUGUGGAACCAAGCUUUCAAAGUUUGAUGAAGGUGUAGAUGUGGAUCCAACAUAUUAUGGAAGCUUGAUUGGAAGCUUGAGAUACUUGACUUGUACGAGACCAGAUAUCAUGUAUAGUGUAGGAAUCGUGAGUCGAUACAUGGAGAAACCAAAGUCGACUCAUCUUAAAGCUGCAAAAAGGAUACUUUGCUACAUCAAAAUUACUAUCGAUCAUGACUUACACUACACUCAGUCUAAAUCAUUUCAGCUUAGAGCUUAUUCAGACAGUGAUUAUGUUGGAGAUAUCGAUGAUCGAAAAAGCACUACAGACUUUGUAUUUUUCUUGUGUGACACUGCUUUUACAUGGUCAUCAAAGAAGCAACCCAGUGUUACUCUAUCAACGUGUGAAGCUGAAUAUGUAGCGGCGUCCUCAUUUUUUUAUGAACGAAGCAAACAUAUCGAUGUUCGAUAUCACUUCAUUCGAGAGCAAGUAAAAGAGAAAGAAAUCGAAAUUUCUCAUGUGAAGUCUGAAGACCAAGUAGCCGAUAUUUUUACAAAACCUCUCAAGGUCGAUGCAUUUUGGAAGUUGAAGAGCUUACUUGGAAUGAUCGAUGGAAGAGAAUUUGGUUUAAGGGGAAGUGUUAGAAAUCAAACCAAAUUCAUGAAUGUCGAGACUAUAGAUAAGUUGUCGAGUCAAGGUUGA
Messenger RNA from Syzygium oleosum, 687 nucleotides. RefSeq names its product secreted RxLR effector protein 161-like. Lineage: Eukaryota; Viridiplantae; Streptophyta; Magnoliopsida; Myrtales; Myrtaceae. The record is from RefSeq and is a predicted model, not a curated record. The transcript is spliced from 2 exons. The coding region runs from base 1 to 687 and encodes 228 amino acids.